AUGCCUCACAACACCGGCCCAGAGAAUAUGCCCAUGCUCGACGUGCCCAAUAACCAUAUCCAGAUUGGUGGCAGAAAGUCCAAGUUGGCGGUAAUCCAGCUGGAGAUCGUCAAGGCCGAGAUCGAACGUCACCACCACCACUUGAACUGCCUGGUUUUGGCGCUUCUGACGUUGGGCGACAAGAUCCAAAACAAGCCGCUUUACUCUUUUGGCGGAAAGCUGUUGUGGACGAAGGAGCUCGAAAUCUUGCUUUUGGAGCCCGUCGACGAAUACCCCAAAUUGGACUUGAUUGUCCACUCCUUGAAGGACAUGCCCACCAACUUGCCCGACGAGUUUGAGUUGGGUUGCAUCUUGGAGAGAGAAGACCCCCGUGAUGCCCUUGUCAUGAAGAAGGGCUCUCCUUACAAGAGCCUCAGCGACUUGCCCAAGGGCGCCGUUGUUGGAACCUCUUCUGUCCGCCGUUCCGCCCAGCUCUUGAAAAACUACCCCCACUUGCGCUUCCAGGACGUCAGAGGCAACAUCUACACCCGUUUGUCCAAACUCGACGACCCAGAGAGCCCCUAUGAAUGUCUCCUUUUGGCAGCCGCCGGCUUGAUCCGUCUCGGCUUGGAACACCGCAUAGACGUGGCCUUGGAUGCUCCCGAAAUGUACCACGCUGUGGGCCAGGGCGCUUUGGGCGUGGAAAUCAGAAGAGACGACUUGGUUGUCCAGCAAGUUUUGAGCAAAUUGGAGCACAAGCCUUCCGCCCUCCGCUGUACCGCCGAGAGAUCGCUAAUGCGUAUCUUGGAAGGUGGCUGUUCUGUUCCUUUGGGCGUCAGCACGAAAUACGACGAGGAAACCCAGCAGCUCGACUUCAAAAGCAUCAUUGUCAGCCCCAACGGCGAGGAGUACGUGGAAGGCGAGGUCAAGGGCUUCGUUUCCAACAAAGCCGAAGCCGAGGAGAUUGGCGAGCAGCUCGCCCAGAUCUUGAUCGCCAAGGGCGGCAGAGACAUCUUGAAAAGCAUCAACUACGAAAAAAUCAACCAGCGGCCGCUGAACGGGUCCCCUGGCACCGCUCCAGCCACCAAUGCUAUUUAA
This is a messenger RNA of Candidozyma duobushaemuli, 1077 nucleotides long. RefSeq names its product hydroxymethylbilane synthase (gene HEM3). Lineage: Eukaryota; Fungi; Ascomycota; Pichiomycetes; Serinales; Metschnikowiaceae. The record is from RefSeq and is a predicted model, not a curated record. Gene Ontology annotation, molecular function: hydroxymethylbilane synthase activity. Gene Ontology annotation, biological process: heme biosynthetic process. Gene Ontology annotation, cellular component: cytoplasm. The transcript has a single exon. The coding region runs from base 1 to 1077 and encodes 358 amino acids.